This is a messenger RNA of Eutrema salsugineum, 1581 nucleotides long. RefSeq names its product protein BASIC PENTACYSTEINE2. The transcript is spliced from 2 exons. Gene Ontology annotation, cellular component: nucleus. Gene Ontology annotation, biological process: response to ethylene. The record is from RefSeq and is a predicted model, not a curated record. The coding region runs from base 331 to 1167 and encodes 278 amino acids. NCBI's taxonomy places the organism in Eukaryota, Viridiplantae, Streptophyta, Magnoliopsida, Brassicales, Brassicaceae. Gene Ontology annotation, molecular function: DNA-binding transcription factor activity; sequence-specific DNA binding.
CUCUCCUAAUCCAUUUCCAUCUAACAUGUCUCUCUCUCUUUCUUCAGAUCUCUCAAUUUCGAAUUUACAAUGGGACCUUUUGUGUUACUGUACCCCCGCUUUUUUUUGUGUUUCAAAUUCUUUUCUCCGUGGAAUAUAUAAUAUCAUCUUUGAGGAGUUUCUUAGAAUUCGGCUUUGGAAAUCCUUUAUUCAUGUCCCGUUUCCUUAGAUCUAGCUCUGAUUUCCCCAGAUCUAUAAACCAUUACUGGAUCUGCAUGUUGGUUUCUGGAAGGAAAUGCUCUCAAAUGAUGUUGGGACUCUAGUUUUGGUUCUGGGUAUAUAUCUUAAGAAAUGGAUGACGAUGGGUUUCGCAAUUGGGGUUACUACGAACCAGCGGCUGCUACAUUCAAAGGUAAUCUCGGUUUGCAGCUAAUGUCAUCCAUUGAUCGGAACACUAAACCUUUCUUACCCGGUCGAGACCCGAAUCUAAUGAUCGGGUCAAACGGAUCAUACCACCACCCAGAGCCUCCUAUCCACAUGAGCUACAAUUGGAUCAACCAACAGAAAGACAAGUUCUUCAACAUGCUGCCUGUGACAACCACUUCUCAUUACGGAAAUGUCCUUCCCGAAACUUCAUCAGCCCCGUCGAUGCAGAUGAACCUGCACAAUCAUCAUCAUCAUCAUCAAACCGAGGUAAACCCGGUUAAAUGCGAAGAAGAGAUUGUUCAGACCAAGAAGAGGAAGUCUAAUUCAAAAGCUGGCACGGCAACAAAGGCUAAGAAGCCUCGGAAACCAAAAGAGGAGAACAGCAACAACAACAACAACACGAGUGUGUCAAGAGUGAAACCGGCUAAGAAAAGUGUCGACUUGGUUAUUAACGGAGUGAGCAUGGACAUCUCCGGUUUACCUGUACCGAUAUGCACUUGCACUGGAGCUCCUCAGCAAUGUUACCGUUGGGGAUGUGGUGGUUGGCAAUCUGCAUGUUGCACCACAAACAUAUCGAUGCAUCCUUUGCCGAUGAGUACUAAACGCCGUGGAGCGAGGAUCUCGGGAAGGAAGAUGAGUCAAGGCGCGUUUAAGAAGGUUCUUGAGAAACUUGCUUCUGAUGGGUUUAACUUUGGGAACCCGAUUGAUCUCAAGAGCCAUUGGGCUAGACAUGGUACCAACAAGUUCGUCACGAUCAGAUGAUUAGUAAAACUUAAUGGGAUAGCAAAAAAAGAAGAGUAUUACCGGCGGUUUUUCUGAUCUCUUCCGGGAUGGAAUCAGUCAACAAUGAUCGUGUACAUAUACAAGAAUUCUGAAAUCUGUGACCUUUUUUUUUUUUAAUUCAGUCUGCAAUCUGAGUUUGAUUCUGUUUUCAGGUAACCUUCUUCGUAUUAGGGUUUGGAAGCAGUUUUUACUUCUUAUUAUCAUACCUUCGCUUUAUUUUGCUUGGAGUCUGUUUGUUUGUUUGUCCGAAGAAGUAGGUGUCUGAGAAAACUUGCAGCGAAGUCUUUUUUUUCGUCCCUUUUUUUUGUUUCCUUUUGUUAUAAACAUUUUACUGACUUGUAAGCUCAUGUAACAGAUAUUCUUUUCAAUUAAAUGUUUUUAUUUUUCAGAUUA